Messenger RNA from Bombyx mori (domestic silkworm), 9537 nucleotides. RefSeq names its product F-box/LRR-repeat protein 7 (gene Fbxl7). The record is from RefSeq and is a predicted model, not a curated record. The coding region runs from base 233 to 1504 and encodes 423 amino acids. Gene Ontology annotation, biological process: SCF-dependent proteasomal ubiquitin-dependent protein catabolic process. The transcript is spliced from 8 exons. Gene Ontology annotation, cellular component: SCF ubiquitin ligase complex. NCBI's taxonomy places the organism in Eukaryota, Metazoa, Arthropoda, Insecta, Lepidoptera, Bombycidae. Gene Ontology annotation, molecular function: protein binding.
GUUCUCAGCCUUCUAUUGCGUAAAAUUCAGGUCACAAAACGCUUGACGCAAGUUUGAUUUAUUAAAAAAAAUCAUUUGUGUUCUAUAAUGUGUGCGAGUGUUUAAGUGUUCAUUGUGUAUAGUGUGUUUUGAUGUUGUGCGAUCCCUCUGGAAUGGCAUCGCAUUGAAAAUGCCGAGAAAUCUCUUUUAUAAGUCAGUACGGAAAAAGGAGACCAUUUUAUAGGGUCUCAGGAUGUCGACCGGAAGUUGUUCCGGUCUUGGGGUCUGCGGUGGGGCACGGAGACGACCUCCCCCACCGCCGGAGCCGGCCCUCUCCCUUACUGCAGACCUGAGCGAGUUGAGCCUCGAUCAAGGCUACCAUACGCUAGCAGACUGUGGACCGCCAAGACGACGUCGCGACAAUAAUCUAAACGAUGCGCUAUGGUUGAAAAUAUUGUCGUGUCUUGAGGUUUCGGACUUAUGCAGGGUGGCGCGGGUUUGCCGGCGGUGGGCGCGUCUGGUUGCGAGGUUGACCACGCGACCCGAGGUCUGGAAGAGAGUGAGGGCUGCAGGUCCUCUGGAGAUAGCCGCGCGGUGCGCUGGUGCCAGAGCCGGACCCUGCGUUAAUGCCGUCAAAGAGUGGCGAGCGAAGAGCUGUGCGGUGACGGUGGCUAGCGCACAACUCCUGGCUGCGACGUUCAGGAAUCUAACGCACGUAGCGGUGACCGGUUCCAGCAGCAUGGACGCCAGGACCCUGGCGCCACUCGUCACUGACUUAGUGGACCUUAGACAUAUUGAUUUAACGGGUUGCCCGCACGUGGAUUGGCCGGAGUGGUCCUGUCUUGAGACCCGACUGGGCGAUCGGAGGCCUCCAGUCGAGUACAUUGACCUCACUGACUGCGGGUCGGUGACCGACGCUGGCCUUUGUGCUUUGCUCCACACCUGUCCGUCUCUCCAGUACUUGUACUUGCGGAGAUGUAGUCUAGUCACAGAUGCCGGAGUGAGAUGGAUCCCUUCGUAUUGUGCUCUCAAAGAGCUUAGUGUCUCCGACUGUACCGGAGUCACGGACUUCGGGCUUUACGAGCUAGCGAAGCUGGGUCAAGCCCUACGUUACCUUUCUGUCGCCAAGUGUACGCAGGUGUCGGAUUCAGGGAUCCGUACUCUGGCCCGUCGGUGCUAUAAGCUUCGGUAUCUGAACGCGCGUGGCUGUGGAGCUUUGGGCGAUGAUGGAGUGGAAGCUGUAGCCAGGGGUUGCUCCCGACUGCGAGCUUUAGACCUUGGUGCUACUGACGUUUCCGAAGCCGGAUUGCAAAUUUUAGCACGAUGCUGUCCAAACCUGAAGAAGUUAGCCCUCAGGGGCUGCGAGCUGGUCGGUGAUGAUGGCUUAGAAGCAGUCGCGUACUACUGCCGCGGGCUCACACAGCUCAACAUUCAGGAUACACCGGUUACCAUCAGAGGAUACAGAGCCGUCAAGAAAUAUUGCAAACGAUGUGUCAUUGAACACACCAAUCCUGGUUUUUGCUGACGAACGUUAAGCUACUACUUUCUUACUAAUACUAACACUAGUAUUACUGCUACUACUACUACUACUACUACUACUACUACUACUACUACUACUACUACUACUACUACUACUACUACUACUACUACUACUACUACUACUACUACUACUACUACUACUACUACUACUACUACUACUACUACUACUACUACUACUACUACUACUACUACUACUACUACUACUACUACUACUACUACUACUACUACUACUACUACUACUACUACUACUACUACUACUACUACUACUACUACUACUACUACUACUACUACUACUACUACUACUACUACUACUACUACUACUACUACUACUACUACUACUACUACUACUACUACUACUACUACUACUACUACUACUACUACUACUACUACUACUACUACUACUACUACUACUACUACUACUACUACUACUACUACUACUACUACUACUACUACUACUACUACUACUACUACUACUACUACUACUACUACUACUACUACUACUACUACUACUACUACUACUACUACUACUACUACUACUACUACUACUACUACUACUACUACUACUACUACUACUACUACUACUACUACUACUACUACUACUACUACUACUACUACUACUACUACUACUACUACUACUACUACUACUACUACUACUACUACUACUACUACUACUACUACUACUACUACUACUACUACUACUACUACUACUACUACUACUACUACUACUACUACUACUACUACUACUACUACUACUACUACUACUACUACUACUACUACUACUACUACUACUACUACUACUACUACUACUACUACUACUACUACUACUACUACUACUACUACUACUACUACUACUACUACUACUACUACUACUACUACUACUACUACUACUACUACUACUACUACUACUACUACUACUACUACUACUACUACUACUACUACUACUACUACUACUACUACUACUACUACUACUACUACUACUACUACUACUACUACUACUACUACUACUACUACUACUACUACUACUACUACUACUACUACUACUACUACUACUACUACUACUACUACUACUACUACUACUACUACUACUACUACUACUACUACUACUACUACUACUACUACUACUACUACUACUACUACUACUAUAGUUCAGUGACCUUAAAUAGACUUUAGCCUUUGAAAAGAGAUUUCAAAGAUAGAUAGAAUAGAGAGAUAGAAGCACGGCUUUAUGAAAAUUGUGAGUGAUCUAAAUAUUAAAAUUAGUACUUUUAGGGAAUUAUCUCUCCACGAUCAGUGUAGUAAAUGCUAGUCUGUAUAUCAUACACUCGUUCAAAAACUAAGCAAAUAAACAAACUUGAUAUUUUUUGUAAUUUUUUUAAAAUCAAACAACUCUAAAAAAUAUUUUACCGCGUUCUUAUUCAUUUGAUUUAAAAAUUUCUUAGUGUAAAUAAUUAUAAAACAUGUUUUAUGUAAAUUCUAAGAUAUUACUGUAAAGAUGCUUUAAAUGAAAAAAAUAAAAUUUUAUUAUAAUUAAGUUUUUGUACAUAAUGUAGAGAUUGUUUUUUUUGUAUGUACAUACUAUGCGUGUAGAUAGUUGCUGUAUACAAGUAGUGGAUGUAUGUGGCCUGAUAACGACAGGUGAUAAGCAUUAGUGGCUUCUGUCGCCGACAUUAUGAGCUGGGGUUCCGUAUUUAAUUAGUACACUGAUUUAAACCAAAUAAUGUGUAAAUUUAGAUUUGACAUCUCUAGAUCUGUGUCAAAAUUCAUGUUUGUUUUUUAUAUUUUUCCUUUUUUUUUUCGCUAAUUUGUGUGGACUUGUUCACGACCUACCUAGUGUUAAGAGACCCAAUAGCAUCAACAAUGUAAAUGUCGUCACUCACCUUGAUAUACGAGCUCGCUUCAAAGUCUCAGUUUUAUAGUACAAAGGCUCUAUAGGAGUUAUUUUGGUAGCGGUCAAUAAUGGUUCAGCGCGUUAUCAGAAGGGAGAUAAUAACACAACUGGUUAAUCGGAGAGUUUAUUCGCGACCGAACUUAAAAAGUAAUAAGUAACGAAGCUUGCGGGCGCAGCCGCAUGUUAUGACUGCAAUCAAUUUUAUUUACUGUUUCCCUACAGCUCUUUACCUUACAAACAGAAACCCAUUACUUCUUCACGGCAAAUACAGGCAGGGUGGUGGUAUCCGAACGCACUCAUAAGACGUACUACCAUUUCACACAAAGGGACCGAUAUGCAAUCACUCGUAAAUGCAAUAAAUAAAAAAAUCAAUUAACUUCAGCGAGGCAUACUCUUUCCAACAAACCCUGUUUGUGACUAUAGUAUCUAAAUCUUUGAUCUUCCUCUAGAGGAGGUAUUAUAUGAAAUCAAGUGUUCGCUCGAAGAAAUACAAUCACAUUUCAAAUAGCAUUAGAAAAUAUUCUUAUCGAUCGUAAAUGAAUAGUUGGCAAGAACUUAAAAAAUAUUACUUUGAAAAUGACGAUUUUAAUUUAUUAGCUGACUUAAAAAAAAAAAAAAAAGGGUUAUAUGUUCGAAUUUAUGUUUUCUUUUUACGUACGUUUACCGAUUUUCUCAAUUAUUUCUGGAGCGAUUUAGAAUUUUUUUUUUUUUGAUUUUAAAUAGUUGUUUAACUCUUGAAGUCGCUUUUCAUUAGGUUGUAAUUUUUUUGUUUUUUUUUUUUUAUUGCCUAGAUGUGUGGACGAGCUCACAGCCCACCUGGUGUUAAGUGGUUACUGGAACCCAUAGACAUCUACAACGUAAAUGCGCCACCCACCUUGAGAUAUAAGUUCUAAGGUCUCAAGUAUAGUUACAACGGCUGCCCCACCCUUCAAACCGAAACGCAUUACUGCUUCACGGCAGAAAUAGGCGGGGCGGUGUUACCUACCCGUGUGGACUCACAAGAGGUCCUACCACCAGUAAUUACGAAAAUUAUAAUUUUGCGGGUUUGAUUUUUAUUACACGAUGUUAUUCCUUCACCGUGGAAGUCAAUCGUGAACAAUUGUUAAGUACGUAUUUUCAUUAAACAAAUUGGUACUCGCCUGCGGGAUUCGAACACCGUUGCAUCGCUAUAUACGAAUGCACCGGACGUCUCAUCCUUUAGGCCACGACGACUUUUUAAUUAGAUUUAACUUUAGUUUUUGUAUCCGACGCAGUGUUUUAGAUACUAGUAAUUACCCCGCUAACGUUGCUUGAAGAAAAUAUUUUCUAUUUUGUUAUAAGAACAGACGACCUCGCAGCCCACGACGUGAAUAAUACUAGCUAUGGAUAUGGGUAUGAAUAACGGGUACUAUACUCUUCGAAUCGAAAUGCAAUUCUUUCCGCGAAAUCUAUAUAUCUAUCUAUAUAUAUAAACAUUAAUUGCUGUUCGUUAGUUUUUUUUAUUUUAUUUUUUUAUUGCUUACAUGGGUCGACGAGCUCACAGCCCACCUGGUGCUAAGUGGUUACUGGAGCUCAUAAACAUCCACAACGUAAAUGCGCCACCCACCUUGAGAUAUAAGUUCUAAGGUCUCAAGUAUAGUUACAACGGCUGCCCCACCCUUCAAACCGAAACGCAUUACUGCUUCACGGUAGAAAUAGGCAGGGUGGUGGUACCCACCCGCACGGACUCACAAGAGGUCCUACCACCAGUAAAAAACUCAAGAACGGCUGGACCGAUUUGGCUAAUUUUGGUCUUGAAUUAUUUAUGGAAGUCCAGAAGAGGUUUAAAAGGUAGAUAAAUAUGAAAAUACUCGGAAUUAAAUAAAAAAUUUACAAUUUUGUUUUCCCUUUGACGUGUCCCGCGUUGGACGGAUUCCUUUUGUUUGUUUUAAGUUUAUUUUAUACAAAAAUUAAGGUCUUUUAUUUAUCGAAUGUGGCACUACGAAGUCUGCCGGGCUAAAUAAAAAUGUUAAUAUUCAACUUGUGCAAAUAUAACAUGUAAAUGUAAUUACUAAAGUAUCUAAAUACUACGAAACCACAUUAAUGCGACGUGCUUUAAGUUCUUAUCGUGAACCAAUCCGGGUCGAGUUCGCAGAUCCACAUUGAAUUAAUAAACGACCUCCUAACUUUGAAGAGAUGGAUCAUAGUGUUUUAGCAGUUGCGGUUUCCUAAUAUGAACGAUAUAUUAAUAGGAAUAGGGUGACCUUUUGAGGCGACAGCGAAGAUUGUUCAACUAUUAUAGCUAUAGGAAAACGGUCUAAGGAAGCGAUAUUAAGUGGUUCUCACUUUGAGAUGCGAUGUCGAGAAUUUAAUCUAUCUAUAUAUAUAAAAAUGAAUUGCUGUUCGUUAGUCUCGCUAAAACUCGAGAGUGGCUGGACCGAUUUGGCUAAUUUUAAUCUUGGAUUAUUUGGGAAGUCCAGAGAAGGUUUAAAAGGUAGAUAAAUAUGAAAAUGCUCGGAAUUAAAUAAAAAUAGCAUUUUUUUUUCCUUUCAUGUGUCCCCCGUCGGACGGAUUCCUUUUUUUUGUUGUAAGUUUAUUUUAUACAAAAGUUUAGGUCUUUUAUUUAUCGAUUGAGGCACUACGAAGUCUGCGGGGUCAGCCAGUUGUAUAAUAAAUUAUAAAGAGUAUGUCUUAGAACAAAACUGUACCAUCCUUUGAAACCGUAUCUGCUUUGCAGCGAUAAAAGGCUUUAUGACAUUUUACUAGCAUAUUAACUUGGGUAUUCGCGAAUCGUCAACAUAAUUAAAAAAAACUUUUACAGUCGAUUCAUUUACGGUCGCUUGUGAAAACGAAAACUGCUAAAACACAAUAAUAAAUCAUUGAAAUAUAUUUUUACUAGCGACCCGCCCGCGCUUCGCUUCGGAAACAUUAAAACACACAUGAAACAAAAAAAAAAAAAAAAAAAAAAAAUUUAAAAAAAGUAGCCUAUGUUCAUCAGGGACAAUGUCGGCUUCUAAUGGAAAAAGAAUUUUUCAAAUCGGUCCAGUAGUUUCGGAGCCUAUUCGAAACAAACAAACAAAUCUUUCCUCUUUAUAAUAUUAGUAUAGAUAUAGAUUUACUUUUACAUUUUUUUAAUUAACAGUGUACGACGCUGUGAGUUACGCCAAACAAAUUCAGUAAAAUUUAUUUCAAACUAUCUACGCCCUUAUCGUAAGAUGCCAACAACGAAUAUGACAAGCAAAACCACAUAUAAAUCUUGUAGAUCACAAAUAGACAAGUACCCUUUUGUUAUUAGACUCGCGAAACUAUUCUGCGCUUUGGCUGUCGCCAAACAGUAUUUGAAACAUGUGCAUUUGUUUCAUUGGAAACUUGUGGUGUUAACUGUACAAACUUUCAAUAAACAUCGCUAAUUUAUAUGUUAAAAUAUCCAAUUUAGUUCACGACUUUGCCAGUUAGUUAUAAGUGCGAGACAUAAUAAUCAAAGGCUGCAAACAUAUUCUUCACAAAGGCGAAACGAGAAUUAACUGCAAGUUUAAAGAAAAUCUAAUGUCACUAAGCUAUUGUUUUAAUCCUACGUAUUGUGUUAUAUACCUAGUCAGGUCAUAAAUUCUGUCACAUGUUUAAUGUAAAAUAAUUGAAACAAGUUUAUUCAUUAUGUAACCAUUCAUAUACCAAAAUGAACUUAACAAAACAUAGAUUCUUAUGACACUAAAGUUUAUUCAAAAUGACCUCCGUGAUUUUGAAUACAGGCCUUCAAUCUGCGCGGCCAGUCGUCUAUCGCAGCACGAACGAGGUCCAUGUCAAUAUCGGCGGCUGCCUUAAUCAAGGAUGUCUUGAGUGACUCCAAAUUGGGAUGAGGCUUUGAGCACACCUUUUCUUCCAAGUGUUGCCAUAUCUUGUAAUCUAACGGAUUCAAAUCUGAACUGAAGGAGGGCCAGUCUUCGUGCCGGAUGAAGUCGAUUUCACGCGCCGCCAGCCAGUCUUGUGUGCUCUUCGCUCUAUGAGCUGGCGCCGAAUCUUGUUGGAAUACCCAGUGCCUGUUAUUGAACAUGGUAUGAGAAACAGGUUCCACAAGGUUCGUCAGGACUGUAUUUUGAUACACAACUGCAUUCGUUUUUACACCUUUCUCACAAAAAUGUACCUCUGUUAAGCCCCAAUAAGAAACUCCCAACCAUACCAUGAGCGAGGAUGGAAAAUGACCUCGUUGGACACGCGGAAUACGGUUGCUCGCUUCUUCACUACUGUGUGCGUACACCUUAUCAUUUUGUUUGUUGUAGCUCUCUUCUACGGUAAAAAUUUUUUCAUCCGAAAAAAGAAUUUCCCGAUAUUUUUUUCCCGCGUACCGCUUCAACAAAGCACGGCAUCUCUUCAGUCUCAGGUCCAUUAGACGAACAUUCAAACGAUGUCCUGUUUUUCUUCGAUAUGCCCGAAGCCCUAAGUCUUCAUUUAACACCCUUUUCACCGUGGUUCUGCUUAACCCCAUCUGCAGGGCCAACAGUUUCUGCUUACGUUUGGGAUUUCUUUGAAUUCGCGCCUUCACAGCUUUUAUCACUGCUGGAGUCCUAACAGACCGAGGGCGACCACUUCUUGACCUGUCAUCUACACUAGAGUCUUCAUUGUAUCGUUUGAUGGUACGAUAAACGAAUCUUUUGGUUAUAUUCAAAUUUUUCAGUAUGUUAAAAAUUUGAAUUGGCGCGUAACCGCAACGAUGCAACGCAAUAACUGCAACACGGUCUUCUUUAAGCGUCCACUCCAUAUUUAAAAAUUAGUAAAAUUCUAAAAGUUAUACAUUUUUAUUUUCAUGAACAAUUCGAAAUUCGAAUUCAAUAAACUUUUUUGUGGCCAGCAUUCUAAAAGAAAAGUUUUUACUGUGUGACAAUACUUAUGACCUGACUAGUUAUAUGUAUUAAUAGGGGAAGCAAAAACUUUGUUUCCCUUUUUACGAAAAUUUCGCGGACGGAGGAGUAUGAAAUUUUCCACACUUAUAGAGAAUAUAGAGAAGAAGUGCACAAUGCUAAUAUUUUUUUUAAAUAAUGCAUAAAAGAUACAUUAAAUCAAUAAAGAAAACAUUACACACACUACCAUGUAUUUGACACAACACAUACAUAAAAAUAUACUCUUGGUUUACUGUCAAUUGGAAAACUUUUGUUAUUAUUUAAAGUCUGUGGUCGAAUUGAAAAUAGAUUAAUAUUGUCUGUCUUUAAUAUUAUUGAUCUAUAGUGCAGUUUUGCGAAUACUGUGAUUAUAUUAUCGAAUUAUCGGUGUUUGACAAUAGAACCAUAAUAAUGUUUAAACUUAUAAUUUAAUUUAAUUAUAGUCGAAUUUUGACUACUGCGCGACCUCUAGUUAAUUUAAAAGUGUGUGAUUGUGUUUGUUAAUCUUUCACGAAAAACUACAGGACGGAUUCUAUUUAUACUUUACAAUGUAAUUGAUGAUACACCAUAUUAGCAUAGCUAGAAUGUAGUACGAUUAUCAUACGAUAUAUAGCUUCAAGCCAAUAGUCAAUGGAUCGUCUUGUGAGUCCUCACGGGUAGGUGCCACUACCCUGCCUAUUUCUGCCGUGAAGCAGUAAUGCGUUUCGGUUUGAAGGACACGGCAGCCGUUGUACUUUAAAAACUAACACCUUAGAAGUCAUGUCUCAAGGUGGUUGGCGGGAUUUACAUUGUUGAUGUCUAUGGGCUCCGGUAACCACUUAACACAAGUUGACUUGUGAGUCACUCUAAGCAAUAAAAAAAGUCACAGCGGAGCACGAUUGGGUCAUAUGUAAGUUCAUAUUUUGUAAACCUCCAACAUAGCCCGUAAUUGGAUACAUUGCGCUAGUUUGAUGUUCAUUGCGUAGUAACAUAGGACAGGUGUUUGACUGUGGACAUCAGAGAUCAUUUCUGUCAAUUCAUGAGAUUCGGAAGCCGUUUUUGUUAAACCUUCAAAAGCACAAUGUCCCCAAAAAUUUUAAUUUUAUUUCUAGUUUGCUAUCUUGAUACUGGUCGAGUGUUGCCUAUGAUGGUUCAAGGUAUUGUCAUGAUUGUGAAGUUUCUUUAAAAUGUAAGUGCAUAAUAACAAUAAGUUUUUUGUAAUAAUUGCGAACGAAUAUCUUAAAAAGAUAUUUAAUUUAGUUUUAACUAAGAUUUUUGCCAUUGUUAAAUUAGUUUAUUCGAAUAAAUUAUAUUAAAACA